This is a messenger RNA of Ipomoea triloba (trilobed morning glory), 1113 nucleotides long. Its product is annotated as bifunctional monothiol glutaredoxin-S16, chloroplastic. The record is from RefSeq and is a predicted model, not a curated record. Bases 50 to 952 code for a protein of 300 amino acids. The transcript has 2 exons. NCBI's taxonomy places the organism in Eukaryota, Viridiplantae, Streptophyta, Magnoliopsida, Solanales, Convolvulaceae.
UCGCCUUCAUAGUUCUCAGCUUCUCACUCGUCUCCUAAUCUAAUUCUAGAUGGCCACAAUCAGUAUCUCAUCACCGGCGACGGCGAGCUCCCGGUCUUCUAUUCCAUCACUAUUCACCGUUUAUUCCCACUAUACCCCCAAAUUCCCCCUUCAUUCACUCCCGAAGUCUUCUAUCUUCUUCCCUUCCAUAAGACUUCGACCCAUAAACAGAACAAAGCCCCGGUUCCUAACCGUCGUCGUUUCUGCUGCGAAGAAGCUAUCGGAGACGGAUUUGGUGGCCGUUCCAUCGGAGCCCGACGCAAUAAGUGGCAUAUUCCCCCAAGAUUCUGGCGUCUAUGCUGUCUACGACAGUAGCUCCGAGCUGCAAUUCGUCGGCAUAUCUCGGAACAUCGCCGCCAGCGUACUCUCCCACAAGAAAUCUCUUCCUGAGCUCUGUUCCUCCGUCAAGUUUGGUGUUGUGGAUGAGCCUGAUAGAACGGCUUUAACCCAAUCUUGGAAGUCAUGGAUGGAAGAACAUAUAGCAACUGCUGGCAAGGUACCACCGGGUAAUGAAUCAGGAAACACUACAUGGGUUCGGCAGCAACCAAAGAAGAAGGCUGAUCUGAGGCUCACACCAGGGCGACAUGUCCAAUUGACGGUGCCUCUGGAAGCUCUCAUUGACCGGCUAGUGAAGGAGAACAAGGUAGUGGCAUUCAUUAAAGGAUCACGAAGCGCUCCACAAUGUGGCUUUUCACAGAGAGUUGUGGCAAUUCUUGAGAGUCAAGGAGUGGAUUACGAAAGUGUUGAUGUUCUUGAUGAAGAGUAUAACACUGGGUUAAGAGAGACGCUCAAGAGUUACAGUAACUGGCCUACAUUCCCUCAGGUUUUCGUGAACGGGGAACUGGUUGGUGGAUGUGACAUCUUGACUUCCAUGUACGAGCAAGGUGAGCUCGCCAGCUUACUCAAAGGUUAGAUGCCAUCUAAAUUGGAAUUAUGUUGUACCAAGUUGAAUAACAGUGACAUUAAUAUUCAAUAUGCUGAAUGAAGCUUCUUGUAAUUUCUGUUUCUGUUCUUCUUUCCCAAGGUCACUGUGUAUUUCAGAGCCUUGAGAUACAAGGAAAUUUUUUGUGUCCA